AUGCCUCUCGAUACCUCUACCACAUAUCCUUUGACCCGGCUGCGCCUGGACGGUCGGCGAUGGAACGAACUGCGCCUGCUGCAAGCCCAGAUCUCGACCAACCCCGCUAGUUCUGGGUCCUCAUACCUAUCCAUGGGCAAUACAUCAAUCAUGUGCUCCGUUCACGGUCCCGCGGAAGGCCGCCGAGGUGACUCUGGAGGAAGUCCUGGAGCUGUAGUUGAAGUGGACGUCAAUGUCGCAGGAUUUGCUGGCGUGGAUCGCAGACGGAGAGGUGGAGGAAGCGACAAGACAUCAUCUCGCAUUGCAGUUAUCCUCCGUUCUGCCUUCCAAUCGCAUCUACACACUUAUCUCUACCCGCACAGUACCAUCAGCAUUCAUGUCUCCGUUCUUUCCGCUGAUGGAUCCGUGCUCGCCGCCGCAAUCAAUGCUUGCACAUUGGCUUUGGUCGAUGCAGGUAUCCCCAUGCCUGGUCUACUUUGCGGCUGCACAGCCGGCAUGAGUGGAAGCGCCUCGACCCCCAAGGAUCCCCGACAUGAUGAACUCGACCCUCUCCUGGAUCUGUCUCUGCCCGAAGAACAAGAACUACCUUUGUUGACUAUUGGAACUACGACUGUAGUUCCCGUGGGUGAAAACAAUAUGGACGACGAGGAAGAGAGCACUGUGGCUCUGUUGACUAUGGACUCCAAGAUUCACAGUACUUACACUGAGACGAUGGUUGCUGUAGGUAUCGAUGGAUGUAGCCAGAUUCGUGAGAUAUUGGAAGGAGUGAUUAAAGGAUCGGCCCGGGCAUGA
Molecule: messenger RNA, 792 nt
Organism: Penicillium odoratum
Lineage: Eukaryota; Fungi; Ascomycota; Eurotiomycetes; Eurotiales; Aspergillaceae
Product: exosome non-catalytic core subunit SKI6
Exons: 2
Coding region: 1-792 (263 amino acids)
Biological process (GO): U4 snRNA 3'-end processing; nuclear mRNA surveillance; poly(A)-dependent snoRNA 3'-end processing
Cellular component (GO): nucleolus; nuclear exosome (RNase complex); cytoplasmic exosome (RNase complex)
Source: RefSeq, a predicted model, not a curated record